Molecule: messenger RNA, 1650 nt
Organism: Rhododendron vialii
Lineage: Eukaryota; Viridiplantae; Streptophyta; Magnoliopsida; Ericales; Ericaceae
Exons: 10
Coding region: 39-1064 (341 amino acids)
Source: RefSeq, a predicted model, not a curated record
GCGUUUCUGGUUGCAGGAAAAAAAGGUCUUUGGGACGAAUGGGUAGGCUCAGCCCAGACUGCCCAACUGGGGCAGUGUGGUUUGUUCAGGAAAUGGGAUCAAGAUCGAUCAAUUGGAAUUCAGUUCGUAAUUACUUGAGAACUGAGGAAUCUCUUGAAGAUUAUGCCAAAUUUCGUCAUUCACUUAUGGACAACUUCUCCUCUCUGGUCCUGUCUGCUACCACUGAAAACGAGGUUCCAUUCGGAUGGUAUGCUAAUAUCGAGCUACGCACACUUGAGACUUAUUAUUUUAUUGCUAGCUUGAGGUCUUCUCGUCACAAACGGCAUGCUGCCCCUAUGAAUGAAAUGUUCCAAGAUGUUCUACCGGAAUGGAAAGGUUUUUCUUAUCCUAUGGGAAGUGAAGUCCAUGGUCAUAACUUUGAUUUGGCGUCUGAAUUACGUGAGUUGAAGCAUAUUCACAGCUAUUAUGCAUACGCAAAAAGCCUUUCCAAAUGUGAUUUUAUCAAGUUGGACAGCGAUUUCGAGGAAAUAUUUCAAAGGCUUAAAUCUGAGAAUAGAUGGCCUGAACUCUCAGAUGAUUUUCUCAGGGCUUUGUUGGAGAACCAUUUUUCGCUCCUUCAUGAGUUGAAUGAUAAUUUGAGUGUGAUGGAUGUUAGUGCUGGAAACAGGCUUAAGGGAAAUAGGGUAUUGGAAGCAAUCAACAAACUAUAUGCUAAAGAAUUUGGUGAUAUUACCAAGAACUAUGAGGAGCUGUGGAUAAACAAAUAUUUUGUUCCCCACAUGAAUUAUAAGAGCAUGGUGCAGAAAAAUCUUGAUCGGGCGCAAGUUUUAAGAACGGAAUAUAUUACGCAGGAAAGCCACCUGACCACCCAGAAGCGGUUUGAACUGAAAAAUAGAGCACUAGUUGCAAAGAGUUGGAUACUGGAGAAGCUAUCCCAAAUGAAAGGCCGAGAGGGAGGGCAAUAUCGGGGUCCUGGAACUCGAUGUGUGCCUGGGCUGCUGUUGGUUUUUGCAUCUCUUACUGCUUGGCUGGCUCUUGAUAGCAGAGGUAAAGAGCAGGUUUGAUCCAAAUAAUGGAGGAGCAGACCCUGACAAGUUCUCGAAAGCCAUAUGUGAGCUGGGAUUUGCUUCUGUAUCAAAGGUUUAUACACGUUCUCUCGUUGUUUGCUGCAUUUUUAUUUUUAUUUUUGGCCUUUGUCCUUGCUAAUUGUAAGUACAAUGUGCAGGAUUUCUCAAUAAAAUGUUCAUAUUGCUAUACUUCAAGAAAAAGGCUAGCCUUAUCUCAUUUUGCCACCAAGACUCCAUUCAAGUACCCAUCAAAAUUAAUUUUUUGUUCCUACAGGAGAAGCGAAAUUCCAAGAACGGGAAAUCAAAUGGCCUGAGUUGAACCCCUGUUUGUACAAGCGUCAGUGAGCUAUGAACAGAAUGCUUGAGAGUGUGGACCUUGAAACAUGUCUAACAUGUUUAGUGACCGGCUAGAUGUUUCUGAUAUUGUCUACGUGUUAAGAAUCAGUAUGAAGGGGUGCCAGAUUCUGGGGAUUCAGAGAUUGAGGAACAACAGUUCGAAUUUAUCAUUUUACUUUUCCAGGCACUGAAGUGUUUCGGUAAUUGUUGUUACAGGCCUCGUUCAAUCUUAAAAACUAGUUGCUAA